Orycteropus afer afer is the source of this 879-nucleotide messenger RNA. It is a transcript of the gene FOXA3, whose product is annotated as forkhead box A3. The record is from RefSeq and is a predicted model, not a curated record. Gene Ontology annotation, molecular function: DNA-binding transcription factor activity, RNA polymerase II-specific; RNA polymerase II cis-regulatory region sequence-specific DNA binding. The transcript is spliced from 2 exons. The coding region runs from base 1 to 879 and encodes 292 amino acids. Gene Ontology annotation, biological process: cell differentiation; anatomical structure morphogenesis; regulation of transcription by RNA polymerase II. NCBI's taxonomy places the organism in Eukaryota, Metazoa, Chordata, Mammalia, Tubulidentata, Orycteropodidae.
AUGCUGAGCUCGGUGAAGAUGGAGGCCCAUGACCUGGCCGAGUGGAGCUACUACCCCGAGGCGGGCGAGGUGUGUGUCUUCGGGGAUACCGGAGCGGAAAGGCUGGUGCCCGGGAAGGAGCUUCAGAAAGGGUACCGGCGGCCCCUGGCCCACGCCAAGCCACCCUAUUCCUACAUCUCACUUAUCACCAUGGCCAUCCAGCAGGCACCGGGGAAGAUGCUGACGUUGAGUGAGAUCUAUCAAUGGAUCAUGGACCUCUUCCCCUACUACCGGGAGAACCAGCAACGCUGGCAGAACUCCAUCCGCCACUCGCUGUCCUUCAAUGACUGCUUCGUCAAGGUGGCGCGCUCCCCAGACAAGCCGGGCAAGGGCUCCUACUGGGCCCUGCACCCCAGCUCAGGGAACAUGUUUGAGAAUGGCUGCUACCUGCGCCGUCAGAAGCGCUUCAAGCUGGAGGAGAAGGUGAAGAAAGUGAACAGCGGGACGUCCGCCGCGAGGAACAGCACGGGGUCUACUGCCGCCACCACCACCGCCACCACCACCACCAUCACUGUUGCCACCAUCGCCUCCCCGCCACCCCAACCCCAGCCUCCGCCCCCCGAGCCUGAGGCCCAGGCUGGAGAAGAAGUGGGGGCUCUGGACUGCGGCUCACCCACUUCCUCCGCACCCUACUUCACUGGCCUGGAGCUCCCGGGGGAACUGAAGCUGGACGCGCCCUACAACUUCAACCACCCUUUCUCCAUCAACAACCUGAUGUCGGAACAGACACCGGCACCCCCCAAACUGGACGUGGGGUUCGGGGGCUAUGGGGCUGAAGGUGGGGAGCCUGGAGCCUACUACCAGAGCCUCUAUUCCCGCUCUCUGCUUAACGCAUCCUAG